Molecule: messenger RNA, 1100 nt
Organism: Arabidopsis thaliana (thale cress)
Lineage: Eukaryota; Viridiplantae; Streptophyta; Magnoliopsida; Brassicales; Brassicaceae
Product: PLAC8 family protein
Exons: 3
Coding region: 440-940 (166 amino acids)
Cellular component (GO): membrane
Source: RefSeq, marked reviewed
UUUCUAUUCACAUGUAUCUGAUUAUUUCUUCUUGGGUUUAAAGUUUACUCUUUUAUCUCGUUUUCGCUGAUUCGUCUUGUUCUCUCUUCCGAUCCUUUUUUUGUCUCUGCUUCUUGCUCUGUUCGUUCAUUUACUUAUCUUCUCCAUCUCACUACCUUUUUGAUUUAGCUGCUGUUGUAGUAAUUGUAUAUAUGUUCAUUUUGAUGCAAUUCAAGGUACAGAUGUGUUUCUUGGUGUCAAUUUUCAGGCUCUGUGGUAAAUAAAGUCCUGUUCUUGAUAUUGGUGGUUUCAUCAGAAUUAGGAUGAAAGAGAAGAAGGGUCAUUACGUGCCACCAUCUUAUAUUCCAUUAACACAGUCAGAUGCUGAUACUGAAGUAGAGACCACUACUCCAAAUCUGGAAAUUGCUGUUUCUGAAAGCACAAAAGAUGAUCCGAGACAAUGGUCAUCUGGUAUAUGCGCUUGCUUCGACGAUAUGCAGAGCUGUAUGCUACUACUCUCUGUCAUCCAAACCUUCUUCAUUUUACUACACGAAUCAAAUUUGUUAAAGGUUGUGUAGGUUUGUUCUGUCCUUGUUAUAUCUUUGGCAAAAACGCAGAGCUUCUGGGGUCUGGAACAUUUGCAGGACCCUGCUUAACCCAUUGCAUCUCCUGGGCUUUGGUCAAUACCAUUUGCUGCUUUGCAACUAAUGGCGCAUUGCUCGGUCUACCGGGAUGCUUUGUGUCAUGUUAUGCUUGCGGGUACCGCAAAUCAUUAAGAGCCAAGUACAAUUUACAGGAGGCUCCAUGUGGGGAUUUUGUAACACACUUCUUCUGUCACUUGUGUGCCAUUUGCCAAGAAUACAGAGAGAUUCGAGAACAAAGCAGUGGUUCAUAUCCUCUUGACAUGAAGAUGGCUAUCACCAAUGCCCCCUUGGCUCAAACCAUGGAAUCAGCUAACUGAUCACUUUGUCUCAUUGAGCUUCCUUGUUUAUUUUGUAGAAGACAUUUUUCUUUUCAUCGACUUUUGCAAUGUAUUUGAGAAGUUUGAUGAGUAAGUAAAACUUUCUAAGGUAAUUUAUCAUAUAUAAAAAAGAAUUUGUGAAUCUGCCACAACCACAAAA